Messenger RNA from Raphanus sativus (radish), 1323 nucleotides. RefSeq lists its product as uncharacterized. Gene Ontology annotation, cellular component: CCR4-NOT complex. Lineage: Eukaryota; Viridiplantae; Streptophyta; Magnoliopsida; Brassicales; Brassicaceae. The record is from RefSeq and is a predicted model, not a curated record. Bases 162 to 1064 code for a protein of 300 amino acids. The transcript is spliced from 3 exons. Gene Ontology annotation, molecular function: ubiquitin-protein transferase activity. Gene Ontology annotation, biological process: protein ubiquitination.
UUUAAAUAAACUAAUUAAACAAAUAAAAAUCUGAACUUUCUUCUCCUCUCUCUCUCUCGAGCCUCAAGCGACCAAUCCAAUUAGGGUUUUUGCCAAUCUUCAUAUCUAAAUUUCAAUUGCUUCUUCACUCUGUGUGGUUGCUGCUAUCAGCUCCGAAAACCAUGAUUUCAGAUUCGAUCACCAACGCCUCUGCUGCUACAUCUGCUCCUAGCGCCAGAGAUUCCGCAAAGAAGAAGAGGAGCAACAAGUCGGCUAAGCUGAAGCAGAACAAGCUCGGUCUCCGCCGCGAGCAAUGGCUUUCUCAAGUUGCGGUGAGCAAUAAGGUGUGUAAGGAGGAGAAGAGUGUCAAUCGCAGUGAUCAGAGAGAUAAUAAGCCAGUGGAGGAGCAUAGAGAAGAGGACGGUGGGAACAAUGUUCAUCAUCAUGAGAGCUUUAUGGAGUCACCUUCGAAUAGCUCCUCUACGGGAGGCACUGAUUUAAGCACUAACUUCAGUGGGAGUAGUAGCACUACCAGCAGUGACUUUUGCUCUGGUAACAUAACUGAAGAGGAGGAUAAUAAUGCAGAUGAUGACGACGGGUGUGUGGAUGAUUGGGAAGCUCUUGCUGAUGCAUUAGCUGAUGAGGAAGAGAGUCUCCUCCGCGAGUCCGUCAAGGAGGAGCAAGAGAGUGUUGGACAAUCAGCUUCCAAUGCGGAUGAUGAUUCGAUGAGGAAGCAAAAGAAGAGCAGUCGAGCUUGGAGGUCUGACGAUGACCUUCGCCCUCAGGGGUUACCUAAUCUAGGGAAGCAGCUUAGUUUCCCGGAGUUGGACAAGCGUUAUACCACCGCCGUCUCGAUUCCUUCUUCGUGUCCCAUCUGCUACGAAGACUUGGACUUGACGGAUUCGAGUUUCCUUCCGUGUCUUUGCGGGUUCAGGCUCUGUCUUUUCUGCCACAAGACGAUUUGCGAUGGAGACGGGCGUUGUCCAGGGUGCAGGAAACCGUAUGAUGACGUCAAGGGUGAAACUAGUAGUGGUGGUUUCACUGUUCGGUUGGCUCGUUCAUCUAGCAUGUUUUGCAGGUUUUGAAAGAAAAAAUAAAAAAUAAAGAGAGAGGUGUGUGUGGUUUUUCUCAAACCACCCUGUGUUGUUUUCUCUGUUUUCAUUCCCCGCAUCUUUGCUUUAGGUAAUGUGGGUAUAAUGUUGUCUUUUGGCACUUGAGAACUUUGAAUCUUUGUUUUCUUUGUCAUGGAACACUGUGAUGAUGAUGUAUGUGAAUACAUAAAAAAAAAGUUGGUACAGAAAAUUCAAAUAUAUAGUUUCAAUAAUAUGCUUGUUUGGUCUGCAA